This is a messenger RNA of Syzygium oleosum, 1151 nucleotides long. Its product is annotated as 60S ribosomal protein L22-2. Gene Ontology annotation, molecular function: RNA binding; structural constituent of ribosome. Gene Ontology annotation, biological process: cytoplasmic translation. Gene Ontology annotation, cellular component: ribosome. The coding region runs from base 434 to 808 and encodes 124 amino acids. The record is from RefSeq and is a predicted model, not a curated record. The transcript has 2 exons. NCBI's taxonomy places the organism in Eukaryota, Viridiplantae, Streptophyta, Magnoliopsida, Myrtales, Myrtaceae.
UUUCAUGCAAUUGAUGUUGUCAUGUGGUCGUUACGUGUUCUGUUUUUUUUUUCGGGAUUUCUACCUCUUUCUGCUGCCAUUGUUUGUCAAGUUCGUGCUCGUGUUUCUGGUUCAUACCUUGUGUUAGUCGUUGAACUUUGUAUAUUCUCUAUCGUUGAUGAAAAUGCGCAAACUUGGGGUGAUGGGUGUCCGCACAAACUUCUUAAUUUAGGAUCUGUUGCCGCAGUUUCGCUAAACUGUGACUGGGUCCGUGAUAUUGGUUCUUCAUGUUUUUGAUGAUGGCUGUAUGUGUUUGUGUAUCAUCACAUGACAGUUCAUUUUAUGUUGUCUACUUGCUCAGUGGUGUGUACUGUUGUUUGUUGCCUGCACGGAUCAAAUGAGAAAAUAUUAAGGCUUGGUACUCUGCUUGGGGUACAGAAUAUAGUGAGCGAAGAUGAGUCGAGCAAGUGCAGCAGGACCCAAGGGAAAGAAGAAAGGGGUGACCUUUAUGAUCGACUGUGCGAAACCCGUGGAGGACAAGAUCAUGGACAUUGCGUCGUUUGAAAAGUUUUUGCAGGAGAGGAUCAAGGUUGACGGAAAGGCCGGUGCCCUUGGUGACGUUGUUACUGUCACACGGGACAAAACCAAGAUUACCGUCACUUCCGAAAGUAGUUUCUCUAAACGUUAUCUGAAGUAUUUGACAAAGAAGUACUUGAAGAAACACAAUGUUCGAGAUUGGCUGCGGGUGAUUGCAUCAAACAAGGACCGAAAUGUCUAUGACGUCAGAUACUUCAAUAUUGCUGAGAAUGAAGGGGACGAAGAAGAGUGAACUUUUAGGCUGUUUAGCUUAUCAAAGGAGUGCUUGUUGAUUUUCUUGUGCCUUCUAAGUUGAUAGUAUUGGGAUGUUGCAUUCUGCUCUUUUAUUUGCUUGAGGGGAGAAAUUUUGUGAUGUAGAUGUUAUUAGAAAGGGUCGAUAAUGGAAGCUGCGGAAAUCUUGUGCCGGCUGUAAUUAUAUGUUUGCUCUUUUUCUCUUAAGUUGCCGAGUCCCUCAUGCUUUGGGGACAUUUUGGUCAGUUCUUUUAAGCCUGCAUCUCAGUGGAGGGACGAUUGUUAGUUGUCAAAAAUUAGUUGUCAUGUCAUAAUUAUCUAGAUUACCUGAUGCUUGAAUUCAA